This is a messenger RNA of Drosophila teissieri, 1729 nucleotides long. RefSeq names its product 3,4-dihydroxyphenylacetaldehyde synthase (gene amd). The coding region runs from base 83 to 1615 and encodes 510 amino acids. Gene Ontology annotation, biological process: catecholamine metabolic process; amino acid metabolic process. The record is from RefSeq and is a predicted model, not a curated record. The transcript is spliced from 3 exons. Lineage: Eukaryota; Metazoa; Arthropoda; Insecta; Diptera; Drosophilidae. Gene Ontology annotation, molecular function: pyridoxal phosphate binding; aromatic-L-amino-acid decarboxylase activity.
ACAAGUGCGGAACCAACCGAGCGGCUAAGCACCAAAAUUCCCCCUAAAGUCAAUCGCGCCAUUGUUUGGAUUAACCAGGAUCAUGGACUUCGAUGAGUUCCGUGAAUUUGGCCAUGCCUCCAUCGAGUUUCUCAUCAACUAUCUGAGCGGCAUACGUGAGAGGGAUGUCCUGCCCAGCACGGCUCCCUAUGCGGUGAUCAAUCAACUGCCCAAGGAGAUCCCCGAGCAGCCCGAUCAUUGGCGGGAGGUCCUCAGGGACCUGGAGAACAUCAUCCUGCCGGGUCUGACCCACUGGCAGUCGCCCUACUUCAACGCCUUCUAUCCAUCGUCCUCGUCGGCGGGCUCCAUCAUCGGUGAACUGCUGAUCGCGGGCAUCGGAGUCCUUGGAUUCAGUUGGAUCUGCAGUCCCGCCUGCACAGAACUGGAAGUGGUGGUCAUGGACUGGCUGGCCAAGUUCCUAAAGCUGCCCGCACACUUCCAGCACGCCACCGAGGGACCAGGAGGAGGAGUGAUCCAGGGAUCGGCCAGCGAGGCCGUUCUGGUGGCUGUCCUGGCUGCCAGGGAACAGGCGGUGGCCAGCUACAGGGAAUCGCAUCCGGAGCUGAGCGAAAGCGAGGUGCGUGGACGCUUGGUAGCCUACUCCUCGGAUCAGAGCAACAGCUGCAUCGAGAAGGCUGGAGUCCUGGCCGCCAUGCCAAUUCGACUGUUGCCGGCUGGAGAGGAUUUCGUACUUAGAGGCGAUACAUUGAGGGAGGCGAUAGGGGAGGACGUGACGGCGGGCAGAAUUCCGGUGAUCUGCGUCGCCACACUGGGCACCACGGGCACUUGUGCCUAUGACGACAUUGAGUCCCUGUCCGCCGUUUGCGAGGAGUUCAAGGUGUGGCUCCAUGUUGAUGCCGCCUAUGCCGGAGGAGCCUUUGCUCUGGACGAGUGUUCGGAUCUGCGAAAGGGAUUGGAUCGCGUGGACUCGCUGAACUUCAACCUACAUAAGUUCAUGCUGGUCAACUUUGAUUGCUCGGCCAUGUGGCUAAGGGAUGCCAACAAGGUGGUCGAUAGCUUCAAUGUGGAUCGCAUUUAUCUCAAGCACAAGCAUGAGGGUCAGUCGCAAAUUCCCGACUUCCGCCACUGGCAAAUCCCCCUGGGUCGUCGGUUCCGAGCUUUGAAAGUCUGGAUCACAUUCCGCACUCUGGGAGCCGAGGGAUUAAGGAACCAUGUGAGGAAGCACAUCGAGUUGGCCAAACAAUUUGAGCAGCUUGUGCUGAAGGAUUCCCGAUUAGAGCUGGUGGCUCCUCGCGCACUUGGACUGGUUUGCUUCCGGCCCAAAGGUGACAAUGAGAUUACCACCCAGUUACUGCAGCGACUCAUGGAUCGAAAGAAGAUCUACAUGGUUAAGGCCGAGCACGCGGGUCGCCAGUUUCUGCGAUUUGUCGUAUGCGGAAUGGACACCAAAGCCUCCGAUAUUGAUUUCGCCUGGAAGGAGAUCGAGUCACAACUGACGGACCUGCUUUCAGAACAAUCCUUGGUGGCCCGCAAAUCGGGAAACGUGGGCGAUCUUGCGCAACACUUCCAGAUCCACCUGAGCACCGAAAAUGCAACGCACGAGAAAUCUCAGUGAGAAAAACGGUUCAACUAUUUAAGUUUAGGGACAACCUAGUUAGUUUGCAAUGUAGUUUGUAGCUUCCCACAUGUUAAUGAAUAAAGCGAAUUUAAAUGUACGAAAAUUGUGCAC